Diachasma alloeum is the source of this 2835-nucleotide messenger RNA. It is a transcript of the gene Mct1, whose product is annotated as monocarboxylate transporter 12. Gene Ontology annotation, biological process: monocarboxylic acid transport; transmembrane transport. Gene Ontology annotation, molecular function: monocarboxylic acid transmembrane transporter activity. The transcript has 11 exons. The record is from RefSeq and is a predicted model, not a curated record. Lineage: Eukaryota; Metazoa; Arthropoda; Insecta; Hymenoptera; Braconidae. Bases 1081 to 2805 code for a protein of 574 amino acids.
GUUUUCGCGGAGGAACGGAAGGGCACACCUCAAUGCGUCUGCGCGACGAUUUGAAGUAGUGGCUCAUCAUCAAACGGCGGAACGCGUGCGGAGAGCGCGAUUUUUCGGUUUUUCGAUUUUUUUUCGACUGUUGAUUGAUUUUUUUGAUGGGUUGUCAGUAGUGCAAGUGUUUAUGCGGGAUUAAUAUGCUUUUGAGGCAUUUAUCAGUGGUGACACCACGUGUUGUGCCGGUGGACGGUGAUAAAAUGUGGUUUUAACGCGGGCAUUGACGUCUUUUUCCCACCACCGUCAGUAAAGAAAAAAAAAUGCCCGAGGAAUGCUCAGUGGAAAGAGAACGUAAUUUCCUCAGUUGUUCUUGAGACAGUUGGAGUGCGCGGUUCUGUGGAAAUUUAUCAUGCUCCGUCUUCAUUCAAACUUCAAGUGUUGACAGAAAAGCUUAAUAGACGCCAAGAAAUAAUUUUCCAGACAAUAAAUUAAUCGUUUUGUUUUAAUUGUUGAAGUGAAAAAUUGAACAUUGAUGAAACAAAAUUUUUCAACUUUUUGUCUUUUUCAUUGAAGAAUAAUAAUUUCUUUUUGUUGAUGAUAAUGUGAUUCUAGUGGUGAUACAGUGACAGAUCAACAUAUUUUUAACGAUAAUUAAUUGGUGAAAUUCAUUAGUGAAUUGAGGAUUGAAAUUUAAAUAAUUAAAGAGAGUUUCCCCUCACAGAUUAGUUAAUCAGAGAUAUGAUUAACAUCUCGAAGAUUAUGGACAACUCAACGCUCGGAAUUUUUAUCAAAAAGUGACGUAAGAAAAUAGGAUUUGAUAAUAUAUCGGAUUUACGAGGACUCAAACAUGAAAAUCAAAUAGUUGCGGUGAUAAUGUGAAAUGUGCGCUCCCAGGAGACAACUGUCGUUCAGUGGUACCUAGUCCACUGGAUCCAUCGCCCGGAGUCGAUCCCCCGAUCAUUUACCGUUUCGAAUAUUUUAUUUUUGUUUUUUUUUUGCCUUGUGAAUUUGGGAAAGUUAUUUCCCGUAAAAUCGUGGGAGUCGAGUUGAGUUGAAUUGAGUGCCGGGUGCCACGUGCGAGUUCUCAGAGGAAUAAUGGCACACGCUCUCGAGGAUACCGAGAAGAAACAGAAGGGGAAGGAGAGUCCGGAGGGAACGGUUGAUUUAUACGAGCCUGCACCACCACCCGAUGGGGGGUGGGGGUGGGCUGUGGUCUUCGCUUCUUUCAUGAUACACAUCGUCACGGAUGGUGUGACCUACUCAUUCGGUGUAUUUCACGUUGAGCUACGCAAUUAUUUCCAAGCGGGAGACGGCGCCACAGCGUGGAUCGCCUCUAUUCUCGUUGGAAUUACUCUGUGCUCUGGACCAAUUUCCAGUAUUUUUGUCAACAAAUAUGGAUGUCGUCUGGUGACAAUUGUCGGUGCAAUUCUCGCCAGCAUCUGUCUCUUAAUAAGUUACUUCGCCCAGAACAUAAUUAUCCUGUACUUCACCAUUGGCUUGGGAACAGGUCUUGGAUUUGGCCUUGUUUACCUCCCGGCGAUAGUCUCGGUCACCUGCUACUUCGAGAAACUUCGCUCUUUGGCCACUGGAAUAGCCGUCUGUGGAUCUGGCCUGGGAACUCUUGUUUUUGCACCCUUUAUUGAAUAUCUCAUUGGGGAAUUCGGAUGGAGGGGGGCUAUGCUCAUUGCAUCUGCACUCGUGCUCAAUUGCAUUAUCUUUGGGAUCAUGUUCCGACCCCUCGAGCCUGUGCGAAAGAUUAUGGAUAUUCCUAUGAUGGAAUUGACGAAACCUGAGGAGCCAGCGACCCUGAAGGUUCCUCAGACGAAUGGACUGUCAGCCAACGGGUUCGCCAGACCCCAUAGCGUGACAAACGUCAAUCACACGAAAUAUCACCUGGUCCCUGGGAACGAGGAGACGAAUCUAAUGAGGAUUGCACUGAGCCAACCAGUCCUCAUCUCCAAAACUGGACACGUUCAUCGGUCCAGGGACUUUGGCAGUGGUCUCAUGCACCGGAAGGAUAUCCUCUACCAGAGGAGCAUCGAAAACAUCCGGAAACGAUCAGCAUCUCUGGGAUGUCGUGACCUGCACGUCGCCCUCAGGGGAUCGCUGUCAAGCCUCCCCAAUGGAAUAGACGAGAAACAGGGACAGAAUAAUAAUUCCAAACACACAAAACCACUGAGUGCUUUUCAACAAAUGCUACAACUCUCGUUACUCAAGGAUUCUGUGUUCCUGCUGUUUGUUUUCUCAAACUUCUGCACAAGCAUCGGAUUUAAUGUGCCUUAUGUGUAUAUUAUAGGUUUAGCUGAAGGAGUGCAAAUAUCAAGGGAAUCAGCCUCAUACCUGCUAUCAGUAAUAGGUAUAGCCAACACUGUCGGACGCAUAGUCCUGGGUUACGUCUCAGACAAGUCCUGGAUCAAUCGCCUAGUUGUCUACAAUAUCUGCCUGACCAUUUGUGGCGUUGCAACAGUAUUAGGAGCCUUUUGUCCCUCGUACACUUGGUUCGUAAUUUAUGCCUCUGUGUACGGAUUCACGGCUGGUGCCUACGUGGGACUGACGUCUGUGAUUCUAGUCGACUUGCUGGGGCUGGACCUUCUGACUAAUGCAUUUGGCCUUUUGUUACUGUUUCAAGGGUUCGCGUCGCUCCUGGGCCCCCCAAUUGCAGGAUGGCUCAAAGACGGACUAGGUUCCUACCAACCCGGUUUCGUUGGUGCCGGAGUCAUGAUCGCUGUCAGCGGUCUCAUAUUAUUCUUGAUACCUGUUUUACAAAGAAAAGUCAGGAGGAAAGAGGAGAGAACGAGUGGUCUAGCUGUACAAUCCUAGGAAAAUGAAUAAAUAUUAUGUUUUAUUAAA